ACCUGAUCUGUUUCCAGUGCCGGCUUGGUCCAGUGUCAGGCUGACCUUUCCCCCCAGGUGCCAAGCCUUGGGUGUGGUGAUCCUCUGUUGUUACCCAGGCUGGCAACCUGAUUGCCCCAGUGUUGUUUUUCUGUUUGAUUCCUUUAUUAGGUGCGAUACUGCAAAGGCAUUGGCUGGUAAUUGUGCAAAGGGCACAAAUGGGUUGCCGGGUCAGGCAUGGCCCAUACCAUGGCAAUGCCAUCUGCUGAUUGGCAGGCGGGGGCAAGAAUCUCUUGCCUUGCUGGCCGGUAAUUUCACAAGGUGGCGGAACAUUGCCUCCAUUGUCCAUUGAGUAGAAUGGCUCUGUGGGUGCCGAUGGCUGCCUAAUCUUCUGUUUCCCCUUCUCCUCUCGGUAGGCACGCGGAGCUUGCUGACGCAGGCCAGACGCUCUCCGUCACACCCGCCGUCCGUCCAUCCCUCCUUCAUAAGGCCAUCCCGCAACUCCCCCGGCCGUGUGCGUUGGAAUGGACUUCGGAUCUCGGCCCCUUGGGAUGCAAAGGAUGAAGUGACAGCCCAGCUGGGUUCAAAGCACCUGCAGGACCUGCUAUAAGAGUUUGGGACCAAGGAGCGCAGGAUGGAUCUCGGAGCAGCUGAAGGCACCCGGUGCACAGACCCGCCCGCAGGCAAGCCGGCCAUGGCGGCCAAGCGCAAGGGCGGUUUGAAACUCAACGCCAUCUGCGCCAAGCUGAGCCGGCAGGUGGUGGUGGAGAGGGGAGCCGAGGCCGGGGGCCCCCAGGCCGAAGGCAGCCCCCUGCGGCCUCGGGACAAGGAGCGCAGCGGCGGCCCCGAGUCCGGGGGGGCCCGAGCCCCCCGCAGCGAAGAGGACAAGAGGCGGGCUGUGAUCGAGAAGUGGGUCAACGGGGAGUACAGCGAGGAGCCGGCGCCCACCCCCGUGCUGGGGCGCCUGGCCCGCGAGGGCCUGGAGCUGCCGCCCGAGGGCGUCUACAUGGUCCAGCCCCAAGGCUGCAGUGACGAAGAAGACCACGCGCACGAGCCCGGCAAGGGCGGCGCGGGCCCCGAGGACAAGGGCCCGGAUGGACCGGCCUCGAAGGACGAGGCGGGCUCCGGCGGCAAGCAGGCCGCGGGAGAGGCCUCCUCGCUGCGGGACUACGCGGCCUCCACCAUGACGGAGUUCCUGGGCAUGUUUGGCUAUGACGACCAGAACACCAGGGACGAGCUGGCCAGGAAGAUCAGCUUCGAGAAGCUCCAGGCGGGCUCCACCCCCGAGGCCGCCGCCUCGUCCGCGUUGCCCACCGCCGAGGACAGCCUGGGCAAGCGCGCCCGGUUCUCCAAGUACGAGGAGUACAUCCGCAAGCUCAAGGCCGGCGAGCAGCUCUCCUGGCCGGCCCACGGCACCAAGGCCGAGGACCGGGUGGGCAAAGAGGGGCUGGGCCCCCUGCCUGGCCUGCGGCUCCCCCCCAACACCGCCCACCUGGAGACCAAAGCCACCAUCCUGCCCCUGCCUUCCCCCGGCAGCGUCCAGAUGCAGAGCCUGGUGGCCCGCGCUUCCAAGUACGACUUCUUCAUCCAGAAGCUGAAGACGGGCGAGAACCUGCGGCCCCAGAACGGGAGCACCUACAAGAAGCCGUCCAAGUACGACCUGGAGAACGUCAAGUACCUGCACCUCUUCAAGCCCGGGGAGGGCAGCCCCGACAUGGGCGGCGCCAUCGCCUUCAAGACCGGCAAGGUGGGGCGGCCCUCGAAAUACGACGUCCGGGGCAUCCAGAAGCCGGGCCCUGCCAAGGUGCCACCCACCCCCAGCCUGGUUCCUGCACCCGUCGCCAGCAUGCCCAGCACCCCCAGUGCCCCAGGGCCCGGGCCCGAGGCGCCCGCCUCCCUGUCCUUCAACACUCCCGAAUACCUGAAGUCGACCUUCUCCAAAACAGACUCCAUCACCACGGGGACCGUCUCCACUGUCAAGAACGGAUUGCCCACAGAUAAACCAGCUGUCACCGAAGAUGUAAACAUUUACCAGAAAUAUAUUGCCAGGUUCUCUGGCAGCCAGCACUGCGGCCACAUCCACUGCGCCUACCAGUACCGCGAGCACUACCACUGCCUAGACCCCGAGUGCAACUACCAGAGGUUCACGAGUAAGCAGGACGUCAUCCGGCACUACAACAUGCACAAGAAGCGCGACAACUCCCUGCAGCACGGGUUCAUGCGCUUCAGCCCGCUGGACGACUGCAGCGUCUACUACCACGGCUGCCACCUCAACGGGAAGAGCACCCACUACCACUGCAUGCAGGUGGGCUGCAACAAGGUGUACACGAGCACCUCCGACGUGAUGACCCACGAGAACUUCCACAAGAAGAACACGCAGCUCAUCAACGACGGUUUCCAGCGCUUCCGGGCCACCGAGGACUGCGGCACCGCCGACUGCCAGUUCUACGGGCAGAAGACCACGCACUUCCAUUGCCGGCGCCCCGGCUGCACGUUCACCUUCAAGAACAAGUGUGACAUCGAGAAGCACAAGAGCUACCACAUCAAGGACGACGCGUACGCCAAGGACGGCUUCAAGAAGUUCUACAAGUACGAGGAGUGCAAGUACGAGGGCUGCGUGUACAGCAAGGCCACCAACCACUUCCACUGCAUCCGCGCCGGCUGCGGCUUCACCUUCACCUCCACCAGCCAGAUGACCUCGCACAAGCGCAAGCACGAGCGCCGGCACAUCCGCUCCUCCGGCUCGCUGGGGCUGCCGGCCUCGCUGCUGGGCGCCAAGGACACGGAGCACGAGGAGUCCAGCAACGACGACCUCGUCGACUUCUCCGCCCUGAGCAGCAAGAACUCCAGCCUGAGCGCCUCCCCCACCAGCCAGCAGUCCUCCGCCUCCCUGGCCGCCCCCGAGGCCGCGCCCAGCGCCACCAAGCCGCCCGGCGGCAAGAUGGCCGGCGGGCUGCUGCCCCAGGGCCUGCCCGGUUCCAUCCCCCUGGCGCUGGCCCUCUCCAACUCAGGCCUGCCCACCGCCGCGCCCUACUUCCCCCUCCUUCCCGGCCGGGGGAGCGCCUCGCUGCCCGUGGGUGCCCCCGGCCUGCUGGGGGCCGUGUCGUCCGGGGCGCCGGCCUCGGCCGCUCCCGACCCGCCGGCGCUGGUGGCCUCCGGAGCUGGAGACUCGGCCUCCGGAGCCGCCACCUCUGUCCCGGUGCCCCCUGCCUCCAUCAUGGAGAGGAUUUCUGCAAGCAAAGGCCUCAUCUCACCCAUGAUGGCCAGACUAGCUGCGGCCGCCCUCAAGCCCUCUGCCACCUUUGACCCAGGAAGCGGGCAGCAGGUGCCCCCCGCCAGGUUCCCCCAGGCCCAGGUGAAGCAGGAACCCGGUGAGAGCGCGGGCACCCCAGGCCCCCACGAAGCCUCCCAAGAUCACAGUCUAGACCUGACUGUGAAGGAGUCCAGUAAUGAAUCAAAUGGCCACGCAGUCCCGGCAAAUUCAUCUCUUUUAUCCUCGCUUAUGAAUAAGAUGUCUCAGGCCAACCCCAGCCUCGGCAGCCUGCUGAGCAUCAAGGCGGACGCGGAGGGGAGCCCCGCGGCCGAGCCCUCGCCCUUCCUGGGCAAGGCGGUGAAGACGCUGGUUCAGGACAAGCUCUCCGAGCCCUGGAAGGUGUACCUGCGCAGGUUCGGCACCAAGGACUUCUGCGACGCCCAGUGUGACUUCCUCCACAAGGCCCAUUUCCACUGCGUGGUGGAGGAGUGUGGCGCGCUCUUCAGCACCUUGGAUGGGGCCAUCAAACAUGCAAACUUCCACUUCCGGACCGAGGGAGGAGCAGCCAAAGGAUCCUCCGAGGCCUCCUUCCCAGCCUCGGCCGCCGAGACCAAGCCGCCCUUGGCCCCCUCGUCCCCCCCGGCGCCCCCCGGCACCGCGGUCCCCGGGCCCUCCCUGGAGGGGCCCUCCCCCAGCCCGGCCUCGGUGCCCUCCACCCCCACCCUGCUCGCCUGGAAGCAGCUGGCUUCCACCAUACCCCAGAUGCCUCAGAUCCCCGCGUCAGUGCCUCACCUGCCCGCUUCGCCCCUGGCGACGACGUCUCUAGAGAGCGCCAAGCCCCAGGUCAAACCCGGGUUCCUGCAGUUCCAGGACAACGAUCCUUGCCUCACCACCGACUGCAAGUACGCCAACAAGUUCCACUUCCACUGUCUCUUCGGGAACUGCAAGUACGUCUGCAAAACCUCGGGCAAGGCCGAGUCCCACUGCCUGGACCACAUCAACCCCAACAACAGCCUGGUGAACGUCCGAGACCAGUUUGCUUACUACUCCUUGCAGUGUCUCUGUCCCAACCAGCACUGUGAGUUCCGGAUGCGCGGGCACUACCACUGUCUCCGGACCGGCUGCUACUUCGUGACCAACAUCACCACCAAACUGCCAUGGCACAUAAAGAAGCACGAGAAGGCAGAGCGGCGGGCGGCCAACGGGUUCAAAUACUUCACCAAGCGCGAGGAGUGCGGCAGACUAGGCUGCAAGUACAACCAGGUGAAUAGCCACUUCCACUGCAUCCGGGAAGGCUGCCAGUUCUCCUUCCUCCUCAAGCACCAGAUGACCUCCCAUGCCCGGAAGCACAUGCGGAGGAUGCUGGGGAAGAACUUCGACCGCGUGCCUCCCUCCCAGGGCCCCCCCAGCCUGAUGGAUGUGGAGACCGACGAGGGCAUGGACUAUACGGGCUGCAGCCCGGGCGCCGCGUCCUCCGAGUCCUCCACCAUGGACCGCAGCUGCUCCAGCACCCCCGUGGGCAACGAGAGCACGGCGGCAGGGAACACCAUCUCCAUGCCCGCCGCCUCGGGGGCCAAGAAGCGGUUCUGGAUCAUCGAGGACAUGUCCCCCUUCGGCAAGCGGCGGAAGACGGCGUCGUCGCGCAAGAUGCUGGACGAGGGCAUGAUGCUGGAGGGCUUCCGGCGCUUCGACCUCUACGAGGACUGCAAGGACGCGGCGUGCCAGUUCUCGCUCAAGGUCACGCACUACCACUGCACGCGCGAGAACUGCGGCUACAAGUUCUGCGGGCGCACGCACAUGUACAAGCACGCGCAGCACCACGACCGCGUGGACAACCUGGUGCUGGACGACUUCAAGCGCUUCAAGGCGUCGCUCAGCUGCCACUUCGCCGACUGCCCGUUCUCGGGGAGCAGCACGCACUUCCACUGCCUGCGCUGCCGCUUCCGCUGCACCGACAGCACCAAGGUGACGGCGCACCGCAAGCACCACGGCAAGCAGGACGUGAUCAGCGCCGCCGGCUUCCGCCAGUUCAGCUCGAGCGCCGACUGCGCCGUGCCCGACUGCAAGUACAAGCUCAAGUGCUCGCACUUCCACUGCACGCACCCGGGCUGCCGCCACACCGUGGUGGGCAUGUCGCAGAUGGACUCGCACAAGCGCAAGCACGACAAGCAGGAGCGCGGGGAGCCGCCCGCCGCCGCCGCCGCCCCCGCCGCCGCCGAGCACGCGCACGGCCUGGACGGCGGCGCGCUCCCGCGGCCCGAGCCCGGGGCCUCGCUGCUCUUCCUGCACACGGCGGCCGCCGGCCUGGGCCUGGCGCUGGGCGACGCCACCGCCGCCGCCGCCGCCGCCGCGCCCAACGCCGGGGACCCCGGCCCGCCCGGCCCCGCCCCCGGCCCGCCCCGCGACGGCCCCGCCGCCACCACGGCCGCCAACGCCGCCGCCGCCGCCCCGGGCACGGAGUCCUCGCAGGACGACGACGACCUGGACGAGCUGGAGCUGCCCGAGGAGGAGGCCGAGGACGACGACGACGAGGACGACGACGACGACGACGAGGACGACGACGACGAGGACGACGACGAGGACCUGCGCACCGACUCGGAGGAGUCGCUGCCCGAGGUGGCGGCCGCGGCCGUGGCGGGCGAGGCGGGCGCGCGGACCCCGGCGGCGCUGGCGGCCCUGGGCGGCCCCGGCCCCGCGCCCGCCGCCGCCUCCUCGCCGUAGCCGCCCGCCCGCGCGCGCACGCGCCCCCCCCCCCCCCCGCCCCGGGCCCGCCCCGCCGGUGCUUCCGGACCCCCGAGUCCGUCUCAGGACCGAGGCGGGGCCCCCUCCCCCCUGGUGCUCCGGGCCGCCCG
This is a messenger RNA of Perognathus longimembris pacificus (Pacific pocket mouse), 6084 nucleotides long. It is a transcript of the gene Casz1, whose product is annotated as castor zinc finger 1. The transcript has 20 exons. Gene Ontology annotation, biological process: regulation of neuron differentiation; positive regulation of transcription by RNA polymerase II. Gene Ontology annotation, cellular component: nucleus. The record is from RefSeq and is a predicted model, not a curated record. Gene Ontology annotation, molecular function: DNA-binding transcription factor activity, RNA polymerase II-specific; RNA polymerase II transcription regulatory region sequence-specific DNA binding. The coding region runs from base 614 to 5953 and encodes 1779 amino acids. NCBI's taxonomy places the organism in Eukaryota, Metazoa, Chordata, Mammalia, Rodentia, Heteromyidae.